This is a messenger RNA of Abrus precatorius (Indian licorice), 850 nucleotides long. RefSeq names its product rac-like GTP-binding protein ARAC7. Gene Ontology annotation, molecular function: GTPase activity; protein kinase binding; GTP binding. The record is from RefSeq and is a predicted model, not a curated record. The transcript has 8 exons. Gene Ontology annotation, cellular component: cytoskeleton; cell cortex; plasma membrane. Bases 113 to 745 code for a protein of 210 amino acids. Gene Ontology annotation, biological process: small GTPase-mediated signal transduction; actin filament organization; cortical cytoskeleton organization. NCBI's taxonomy places the organism in Eukaryota, Viridiplantae, Streptophyta, Magnoliopsida, Fabales, Fabaceae.
GAGAUCACAGAAUCCAUACCCUUUUCUUAGUUUCAAACUCAACUUUUCAGGGUCUUUUUCUAUAUUAGGAACAAACAAGUAACCUUAACCUUAGUCUUUGCUAACUGUUCAUAUGAUGAAUGCAUCAAAGUUCAUUAAAUGUGUCACUGUUGGGGAUGGAGCUGUUGGGAAGACAUGCAUGCUCAUUUGCUACACCAGCAACAAGUUUCCCACUGAUUACAUACCCACAGUGUUUGAUAAUUUUAGUGCUAAUGUGGCUGUGGAUGGGAACAUUGUGAAUUUGGGGCUAUGGGACACAGCAGGUCAGGAAGACUACAGCAGGUUGAGGCCACUGAGUUACAGAGGAGCAGAUAUUUUUGUGUUAGCAUUCUCAUUGAUUAGUAGAGCUAGCUAUGAAAAUGUUCUCAAGAAGUGGAUGCCGGAAUUGCGUAGAUUUGCACCUAAUGUUCCAAUUGUUCUUGUUGGUACAAAGUUAGAUCUUCGUGAAGAUAGGGGAUAUGUUGCUGAUCAUAUGGGAUCUAAUGUCAUAACAUCUGCUGAGGGGGAAGAACUGAGGAAACAAAUAGGUGCAGCAGCUUACAUUGAAUGCAGUUCGAAGACUCAACAGAAUGUCAAAGCAGUUUUUGAUACUGCUAUCAAGGUUGUUCUUCAACCUCCAAGGAGAAAAGAAAUGGCAAGGAAGAAAAGGCAAAGAAGGUCUGGCUGCUCAAUUGUAGGUAUUGUGUGUGGAAGCUGUGCUGCUUAAUGCACAACAAUUUCACCAUCACCUACUUUUGAUUUGGAUGCUAUCUUGCAAAAGCUUCAAGCUUCAAGCUUCAAGGUUUCCACCCUGACACAUCUGAACGCACAU